This is a messenger RNA of Xylaria bambusicola, 3153 nucleotides long. RefSeq lists its product as uncharacterized. Gene Ontology annotation, molecular function: DNA binding; zinc ion binding; DNA-binding transcription factor activity, RNA polymerase II-specific. Gene Ontology annotation, biological process: DNA-templated transcription; regulation of DNA-templated transcription. The record is from RefSeq and is a predicted model, not a curated record. NCBI's taxonomy places the organism in Eukaryota, Fungi, Ascomycota, Sordariomycetes, Xylariales, Xylariaceae. The transcript is spliced from 3 exons. The coding region runs from base 237 to 2879 and encodes 880 amino acids.
CGCAUCUUGUCAGCAUCCCACCUGCAUCAAGGGAGCCAUCUCAACUCCGCCAGCUUCUGGUGUUGGUAAGAUCGCAAUGAAUUCGGGGCAAUACGAAUGAUACAUUGGAUGACUAGCGGUAAUACUUGCCGAGGACCAUUUGAUCGCAUAAGAUACCGCGGACCACCGUGAAGCAUACCGGUAGUGCUCCCGAGUCCUUUCCGACGGUUUCUGAGUACCAGGGGUUGGUUACGGGGAUGGCGGGUCUGUCACCUACAGCGACCGAAAACCGCGCGAGCUUAACACCAUACGAGACAUCCCCAUCUCUUUCUACCGUACCAUCUACAGCAACCAACGCCACUCCUCUUUCAACUCCUUCUAGUACUGCUACCGCUUCAUCACAGAAACCGCGCAGUUGUGUGGUUUGCCGAUCUCGCAAGGUUCGCUGUAACAAAGAAUCGCCAUGCUCCAAUUGCAAACGCGCUGGUAUUCCUUGCGUCUUCCCAUCCGCUGAUCGACCACCAAGAUGGGCUAAACGUCUUGAACGGUUUGCUCACAAUGCGGCGGCUGAAGAGAGAUCAGCACGUGCUGUCGCUCCUCCCACGGCCCAGGUCAUGGAAAGACUACGAAAUCUUGAGAAUCUUGUCAAAGAUCUAACCAGUCAACUAGAGCAAGCUCACGCUCUUUCCAAUCCGUCGACCGGAAACUCGCCUGCUAGCUCUGCGAAUGACCGUGAUGGUGAUCACCAUGCCGCGACACAUCUAACUGCGGGGGGUAGCAGUGUUCAUUCGCAGUUGGGUAGACUGGUACUUAACGAUGCUGGACGUAGUCGCUACAUGAGCAGCAGAUUUUGGUCGCAUGUCAAUGAUGAGAUCGAUGGAAUCAAGAUGGAAACGCAGCAUCUCGCUGAAGCUGACGUUAACUCUUCAGAUGAUGAAGACCCUUCUGGCGCCUCACCUUCGACACAUGAACUUGAAAGAUCACCCUCAGAGCGCCAUGCAUUUAUUUUUGGACAUAACCUCGGUCAAUCAGGUCCAGAUCUUAGCGAGCUGCGUCCAUUACCAUCCCAGGUACCAUUCCUCUUGGAUGUUUUCUUCGAGAAUGUCAACAUCAUUGCUCCAGUUGUUCAUCAACCUACCAUCAAAAAGAUGGCACGCAGUUCAAGGGACAUUAAUAACACCUCAAUAUCACCAGCAAAUGAAGCUCUUAUGUUUUCUAUGUAUUAUGCUGCUGUCACAUCAAUGGAGGACGAUGAUGUCGUCAAUAAUUUUGGAUCUACAAAGGCCGAGCUCAACCUCAGAUUUAGAAUGGGACUCGAAUAUACUCUUGCUAAAGCGGACUUUCUCAACAAGCCUGAUUUAGUACUUGUACAAGCUUUUACCAUUUUUUUAUUCCUUGUCCGUCGACAUGAAAGCCCAAGAUUUGUCUGGAUGAUGACAGGUCUUGUUAUUCGCAUGGCGCAGUCUCUUGGGUUACAACGUGACGGCACACACUUUAAGCACCUUACUGCGCUCGAGGUUCAUAUACGAAGACGGGUGUGGUAUUCAUUAUGCUCACUUGAUGUACGAUCAUCGGAGGACCAAGGUACCGACUUCACUAUCCAGAUUGGUAGCUUCGACACCAAACUACCUUUGAAUAUCAACGAUGACGAUAUCGAUAUCAAUACCCGAGAAAUGCCGACAGCACGCGAAGGACUUACUGAUAUGUCUAACGCUAUCGCUAAUAUGGAAAUUAGCAACAUCUCAAGACAGAUCGUAACCCCCGGGAUUGGACUUGAAGAACAAAGCCGUCUAUUGAACACCAUUUACACCACAGUAGAGGAGCGUUACUUGAAGUUCUCGCCACAGUCAGGCGAUAUCUCACAUUGGGUCAUGCUUGUCGUCACUCGUCUUGUUAUCGCAAAGUUGACACUUUUCAGUCAUCUACCUGUUCUAUUCUCCUCUCCUAGAGAAAGCCUCUCUAACGAGAUUAGGAACAAGCUUUUAAUAGCUGCGAUUGAGGUUGCAGAGUUUAACCAUGCGUUAAAUACCGAAAAAGCCUGCCGCCAAUGGCGUUGGGUUUAUCAAACAUACACACACUGGCAUGCUAUUGUUUAUCUUCUGAUCGAUAUCUGUCGUCGUCCUUGGUCACCAAUUUCCGAGAGGUCAUGGUCCGUAUUACAUAGUCCCUGGUUGAUUCCGGCUAGAUCAACGUUGGAUAAGGAUUCGCGGACAUGGGUUCCUUUGCGCAAACUCAUGUUGAAAGCCCGAAUGCAUCGACAUCAGGAAUUGGAACGACUACGUCAUGAUCUAGCAGCUGCUGAACAACUAGAGAUUGAUGAUCAGACUCUCCCUGUGCCCUUGACCACUGGUUCUGUCUCUGCUAGUGAUGUAGCAGAUAUAUUCAGGGGGAAAUGGCGCGGACUUGUGGGCAUGUCUGAAAUGCCUAAGGGGAUACCGCAAACCGAGAAGCAGACUCCCCUGCCAUCUUCUGAACCGGCCCAUGUUCCACUCAACCCCCUUCGACAAGAUCAGAACGAUGAGAUGAGUGGUAUAACACGGGUCCAGGAUACCUACCCCUCAACAAAUGAUGCCACAAUGCCCGAGGCCUCUAUGCGUUAUACCGCACCUGGCGCUAUGACGUUUGAUCAGCCACUAAUUAAUGGACCACAAUUCAACGCAUUUUCCCGACCCGCUAUAGACUGGUCUAAUGGUCACCCCGAGAGUGCUGGGCUUCUUGGUUGGUUUUGGGCCGACGCUGAUCCUGCUGCCGAUGUAUUCGGUGAUAUCAAUAUGGACCCGAUGGACUUCAACGUUGACCUAGAUGGAGCUGUAGAUUGGCAUAAUUGGGUCGAGUCUGCAAAGGUGAUGGAAAUGGAUGCACAGGAUGCACAAGCGAGGGCAAAUAAGCCAAGUAGAUAAUCUUGAAGUAAGUAUCGCAAAUGGUGGAUCUCAUGUUACAGGAAAUACCGAUAAUUCCUCGAACCUGUACACUGCUGCUCUCACGUCAUUCCAUUCUACACAUCAGCAGAGCUCAAAUGCGGCAAUUACAGCUAGAAUGAUAGCUGCCGGCCUGCAAGAGAGUACCCAAACUCGAGGCGGGUAAAUACUCUAUUGAUACUUUUAUGCUGACCCAAUGAUGAGUCUCCUAGUUGAUAUUCCUAUCACUAUUCAUCCUAUACGAAACAGAUCGGCA